Molecule: messenger RNA, 1860 nt
Organism: Australozyma saopauloensis
Lineage: Eukaryota; Fungi; Ascomycota; Pichiomycetes; Serinales; Metschnikowiaceae
Product: ubiquitin-binding SDF ubiquitin ligase complex subunit
Exons: 1
Coding region: 1-1860 (619 amino acids)
Molecular function (GO): protein binding
Source: RefSeq, a predicted model, not a curated record
AUGAAUUUGCAAGACUCCUGUGCGUCGAUCAAUUCUUCCGAGACCCUAUCGACCGUCUUAAGCAGGGGCACGGGCAAGAACAUCGCCGUGGAUCAGACGGAAGAGAAGUUCGAGCAGAGAGACUCGGAUACCACAGCUUGCCAGUCGGGCGAAGAACGUGAAAACCCGUCGGUGGUCACUCCUUUCCUCGUCAAACAUUACAACGACCAGGCCAAUAUACCCCGCGAUAACAUCCAUAAGUUCUGCUACAGACACAACCCUGACAUUGUGUGCAACAAGGAGGCUGACGAGCGGGUGAUGCGCUCCAUUCAAACGGAACUCGAGCUGCUUCCUUCGCGCGACCGCAUGGCCAUCAGCCAUGUGUGGCUGAUCUUUGCUGCCGCCCCUCAUGCGCACCGCUCACUAAUACUCAAAGGGCUUCUCAGCCAGUGCUGUUUCCCACAACUCCUGACGAUUAGUCAGCAGAUCAAUCAGCUUAUACGGAUCGACUUUAUUGCCACGCUUCCCGUGGAGAUCGCCUUGAAGAUCCUCUGCUAUCUCGACUGCAAGUCUCUCUGCAAUGCCGCCCAGGUCCUGAGACGCUGGAAGGAGCUUGCUGACGACGACCGCGUGUGGCAUCAUAUGUGCGAACAGCACAUCGACCGGAAGUGUCCCAAUUGUGGCUGGGGGCUUCCUCUCAUGCACAUGAAACGUGCUCGUGAGGGGAUGGACGACAAAGACGGCAAGCGCCAGAAAACCGCUACGGGCGAGGUCCGCAAGCGUCCAUGGAAGAGCGUGUACAGCGAGCGUUUCCAGCUAGAAAAAAACUGGAGAAAUGGGGUCUAUCUGUCAAAAGUCUUCGUUGGUCACACCGAUACUAUCACUUGCCUCAAGUUCAAUAGAAAGCACCUAAUGCUGGGUCUGUACGAUGCAACCGUGAAGAUCUGGAACAUUGAUACUGGUGAGUGCAUUCGAACCCUUUCGGGCCAUCAAAAGGGGGUCCGGUCUUUGGCCUUUGACUCCCAGAAACUCAUCACAGGUGGUUUGGACUCAACUGUCAAAGUCUGGAAUUAUCACAACGGCGAUUGCAUCUCCACUUACCGUGGCCAUGAUGAUGCAGUUACUAGUGUGGAUUUUUGCGACAAAACCAUUGUCUCCGGCUCUGCAGACUGCACUGUCAAAGUGUGGCAUGUUGAUUCGAGAACAUGUUACACACUUCGCGGCCAUACAGAUUGCAUAAACUGCGUCAAAAUUCACAGUCCUUCAAACACAGUCUUUAGUGCUUCUGAUGAUACGACUAUAAAAAUGUGGGAUAUGAAUUCCAAUCAGUGCUUGCAAAAAUUUGGAGGUGUUGGAAGCAACGGGCAUGUUGGCCAGGUUGAGGCUGUCAUACCAUUCGUAUACAAGGGAAACGAUCUUGUUGUUGAUGUGGAUGAAAGCGACUCGGAGAAUGUGACUGGUCACCAGCAACAACAUGAAUUUGCCCUGCGUCUCGUUGCCAAUGCCACUGCCACUGCCGCUGCUACUGGUGAUGAUCGGGACUGCAAUUUGCCAACAGAAUUACCGGACAAUUUGAAUUACCCAACACAUCUUCUCACAUCUUCUUUGGAUAACACGAUCAAACUCUGGGAUGUGAAAACUGGCAAGUGUAUCAGAACGCAAUUCGGUCAUAUAGAAGGCAUUUGGUCAAUCGAUGCUGACAAUUUCCGGAUUGUGAGUGGAGCUCAUGACAAAUUGAUCAAAGUUUGGGAUUUGCAGGACGGCAAAUGUUUACAUACUUUUGGAAACAAGGCAAGUGUCUGUUGUGUUGCAUUGUCGAGUCAUCGUGUCGCUGCUGGAUUGGAGACUGGAAACAUCAAGGUCUACAACUUCAAUGAUUAA